AUGAGUAAUAUUGAAGAAACCGAUAAAACUCCCCUUAGAGAUUUACUUAGGAGAGUAGCCCGAGCGUUCUUUCAAACUCAACAUAUUGUAGUAUUAGAUCAGCUCGCCUUUCAUGAACAAAUAAGUGACGAAAAUUUGGCAAAAUGUGUUGGACUUACUGUUAAAGAGAUCCAUAAACUUUGCGGUAAUUUGAAAGAAGCGCGACUAAUUAAAACUUAUACCAAAUCCGAACCAAAGAAAGCGGAAGCAAGGGCGAUUCCUAGAACUUAUUAUAAUAUAGAUUGGCAACAAACAUUUGCACCACUUGAAGUUCGUAAUUUGCUUGAUGAUGCCAAACAAGCAUUUUUGUGUGAUGUAUGUUCCACGGAAUUAAUUCACAACGAUAAUGCCGAGAAUGUUAAAGGGACAGAAUUGCUUCACGGAAGAUUCAUGGAGCAAACCUCAACUGGUGCUAAAGGUGGUCAACCUGGUUCUACUCGUGAACAGGAUUUACAAUAUUCUCAAGAUACUGGAGCAAAUUCAGGAGAUAUUGUUGUUGUGUUUCAAGAUGAUAAUGAAUCAUCUAAAAUUGACAAACAAAAUGAGAUGGCAAAGAAACGUACAGUAUCGGGAGAUGCUACGGUAACAAAUACAGGAAUUUUAGAUGCUGCACAAGAAAAUGAACAUCAAAAUUCCGAAAUAGUAAGAGUAAAUGAGAAAGAUGAACAGCGAAAUGAUACUGAUGGAUCACCAAUGAUUGAUUUGGAAGAGGAAGAAUUUGAAGAAGUGGAAUUUGGUGUAGUGGAAGAAGUGGAAUUUGGUGUAGUGGAAGAAGUGGAAUUUGGUGUAGUGGAAGAUGAAUUUAUGGAUGAAUUUGAAGAAGACCGGACCCUUCUUCAUGCAUUCUCGGGAAAUUUCGUAGAAUUGGUGAUCGAAUCUUUUGCAUUGGUUGAUAAAGAAUACGCAAUCGUACGUUCGGCCAUUCUAGUAGUAUUCUUGGCAGGAUCAUGGCCAACUCAUAGAAGAAGAGCCAGUAAAUUUCAUAUUAAAGAUUCAUCAUUUGAGGCAAAAUUAUUUGUGGAUACAAGUUCUUCAAUAUUAGCUUUAGCAGUUCUUGCUUUAGUUAUCCCUGCUGCAUUUAAAAUUGCCAAUACACAAAGUGGUGAAGAUAUUAGUCCAAAUGAUUUAGAAUGUGAUGUACAAAAUAUUAGUCGCGCCACUUCGAUUAUUCUUUUAUUAGUGUUUUUUGGUUUAUUGGUAUUUCAAUUGAAAACUCACUCUGAUCAAGUAGUUGAUGCUAAAGAAUUUGAAUUGUUUCAAUAUAGAUAUCAUUGGCUUAUUGAUUUUUUAUUUGGAAUUAUAUUUUGUGCUCGAUAUCUGGUGACAAGUGUGGAAGAGCUUGCUGAGGAAUAUCAAUUGGGAUCCGGAUUUAUUGGAGUUGUUAUUUUCCCACUUUGCGUAUGUUCAAAUUUCAUUGAACAUUUUACUGCAAUAAGAUGUGCUUACCAUGAUCGAGUCGAUACUGCGAUGGGUUUAAUUAUGAACACUUCAGUGGUUAUAACACCUAUAUUAACAAUUGCCGGUUGGAUUAUGGAAAGACCAUUAACCUUGGAUUUCAAUGUAUUGGAAAUUUCAGUUUUGGCUUGUGCCGUUUUAAUUGUGAAUUUUCUUGUUGCCGUUUCAUAUUUCCUUAUAGCCAUCGCAUUCUUUUAUCUUCCAAGUCCUCCGGAAGAAGAUAAAGAUUUAUACCAUUGUAAUCCGUUUAGUCAUAAUCGUGAAGAAAUAGCAAGAGAUAUAUCUUGCUAUGGAUUACCAUAUGGAACAUGGGGGAUAGCUUCUGGACCAGUCAUCUAUACAUGUGUCCGUUGUAAUAAAGAAUGGGUAUUUGUACUUAUGGCAUGUGGGAAGCUCGCUCCGUGGGCUCUCAAAAUGCUUAAUGAUCGUAUAACUUUGAAAUUUAAGAAUGAAAAAACAUUACGGACGAUAAAAGGACUUGUCAAAUUUGGCGCGAAAGACAAGUCAAAAUAUGAUGAUAAAAAUGGAGAUGACUCAGAUGAUGAGGAUACUAAAAAUAAAUCAGUAACUAGAGCGUUAAAUAAGAUCUUAUCCAUUUGUGUUGUCUUGGCGAUAAUUGUACUGUGCAUUGGUGGUUGGGCAGCUUUGAUGAAGUUUAUUUUAAUGGUGGCGCCGCCAAAGUAUAGUGACACGCUUAACGUUAGUUUAGCGUGGAUAAUGAGUGUUAUGAUAAUUUACUUUUUAGUAGCAUCUCAUGUCUUUUUUUCGCACAUAAUUCUUGCUGAACUUUAUAAGAAUUGGAAUGGGCUUUCCUCUGAAACAUUUCCAAAAAUAUCGGCAAUUUAUUAG
This is a messenger RNA of Diversispora eburnea, 2343 nucleotides long. Lineage: Eukaryota; Fungi; Glomeromycota; Glomeromycetes; Diversisporales; Diversisporaceae. The record is from the annotation of a GenBank genome assembly.